Messenger RNA from Neltuma alba, 1482 nucleotides. Its product is annotated as lysM domain receptor-like kinase 3. The record is from RefSeq and is a predicted model, not a curated record. The transcript has 9 exons. Lineage: Eukaryota; Viridiplantae; Streptophyta; Magnoliopsida; Fabales; Fabaceae. Bases 1 to 1482 code for a protein of 493 amino acids. Gene Ontology annotation, molecular function: ATP binding; transmembrane receptor protein kinase activity. Gene Ontology annotation, biological process: innate immune response; protein phosphorylation.
AUGCAACCCAAAAGCAAUUCUUUAGUACUGGUGUUCUUCCUUCUGUUGUUAGAAACAUCUCUUCUCAACAACGUAGAAUCCAAGUGUCUCCAAGGUUGUCCUUUAGCUUUAGCAUCCUACUACGCUUAUAAGAACAAUCUAGGUAACAUAACCAAGUUUCUGAGAUCAGAUCUUGUGUCAGAUUUUGGAGUUGUUUCCAGCUACAACGAAGGAAAAGUAUCCAACAAUGGAAUGUACGUUCAAUCCUUAACGAGAAUCAACAUUCCUUUCCCCUGUGAUUGUAUCAAUAAUGGGGAUUUUCUGGGUCAUGUGUUCGAGUACACAAUAGCAGAAGGAGAUACUUACGAUUCCAUUGCGACACAAACAUAUUCUUCGUUGACCACAGUGGAUUUACUGAGAAGAUUCAAUAGUUAUAAGGAUCCAAAUCAGCUUCCUCUCAAUGGGAAGCUUAAUGUCACAGUGAAUUGUUCUUGUGGGGACAGACAGAUUUCUAAGGAUUAUGGAUUGUUUCUUACUUAUCCACUUAGAUUUGGAGAUAGCUUGGAAUCCAUUGUGGACCAGACUGGUAUUGAUGCAACGUUGCUUCAGAAAUACAAUCUUCGUGUGAAUUUCAGCCAGGAGAGUGGAGUGGUUUUUAUUCCAGGAAGAGAUCAGAAUGGAAAUUACGUGCCCCUGGACCCUAGGUCAAGAGGUCUAAGUGAGGUUGCCAUUGCUGGAAUUUGUGUUGGAGCAACAUUUGUGUUUCUAUUAUUAUCAGCUUAUGUAUUUGUUAAACACUUCCGAAGAAAGACCGCCAAAGUUGCAUUGAUCACAGAAAAUUCUACAGAUCUUUCAUCAAAUCAAGACGGUAUGAUCAUUACAUCUACCAAUUACGAAACUUCAGGAUCUAGUGGAUCUGCUAGUGCCACUGGUCUUAGAGGCAUCAUGGUUGGGAAGUCCAUGGAGUUCUCAUAUCAAGAAAUAGCCAAAGCUACCAAUAACUUCAGCUCUGAUAACAAGAUUGGUCAAGGAGGUUUCGGAGCAGUAUAUUAUGCCGAGCUGAGAGGCGAGAAAACUGCAAUCAAGAAGAUGGAUAUAGAAGCAUCACAAGAGUUUCUUGCUGAGUUGAAGGUUUUAACGCAUGUUCAUCAUUUGAAUCUGGUGCGGUUGAUCGGAUAUUGCGUGGAGGGAUCGCUUUUCCUUGUUUAUGAAUACAUUAACAAUGGAAACUUAAGCCAGCAUUUACGUUCCUCAGAGUUAGAUGCAUUGCCAUGGUGUACAAGGGUGCAAAUAGCUCUGGAUUCAGCAAGAGGUCUUGAAUAUAUUCAUGAACACACAGUGCCUGUAUAUAUUCAUCGUGACGUUAAGUCUUUGAACAUAUUAAUUGACGAAAGCUUCCAUGCUAAGGUGGCAGAUUUUGGGUUAAGCAAACUCAUUGAAGUUGGAAAUGCCUCGCUUAACACACGUCUUGUGGGAACAUUUGGAUAUAUGUCUCCAGAGUAA